GGUUGUACAAAAAAUAGGACCAGUUAUAUAAGAUUCAGCUUAUCCCUCAAAAUAAACAUUCUCCAGGGUUUCGCAUACGCCGCUUGUUCCGACGAAAUGGGUCAUGACAACGUGUGGAACUCUCAUCCGAAGAAGUACGGUCCUGGCUCACGCACCUGCCGUGUGUGUGGAAACUCCCACGGGCUGAUCAGGAAGUAUGGUCUGAACUGCUGCAGACAGUGUUUCCGCAGCAAUGCCAAGGAGAUUGGAUUCAUCAAGUAUCGUUAAUGAAGCACCAGUUCUUGAUUGAUGCUUGUAAUACGCAAAAAUUAUGGCGUCAAUCAGUUGUCUCUGAAACUGUUUUAGUUUUUUUUUUAAUGUACUUCAAUUUUGUGGGGAGGUAUCGAAUAAUUUGGUGGACCUUUCUAGAUACCUAUGUAAUUUCUCUCAAAAGCUUACUAGAUUCUGACCCGUCUGCACGGGUUGUUUUUAUAACUUUAUAUUGUUCUUAAUAUGAAUGUGUUAUCAUA
This is a messenger RNA of Brassica rapa (field mustard), 509 nucleotides long. Its product is annotated as 40S ribosomal protein S29. Gene Ontology annotation, cellular component: cytosolic small ribosomal subunit; ribosome. Lineage: Eukaryota; Viridiplantae; Streptophyta; Magnoliopsida; Brassicales; Brassicaceae. Gene Ontology annotation, molecular function: structural constituent of ribosome; zinc ion binding. The record is from RefSeq and is a predicted model, not a curated record. Gene Ontology annotation, biological process: cytoplasmic translation.